AUGGACAUUUCAGAACUUCAUGGAGUUACACAGCCAGGGCAUAUAAUGCUUGGAGUUGUGCUUCCUCUUCAUCUUGCCACAAAUUAUCACCCUACGUCUUUCACUGAGAGACCACCCAGGACAACCUGCUCAAUGUUCCACUUUGAAAGCUAUCAACAACUUCAGGCAAUGAUGUUUGCCGUGGAGGAAAUCAACAAAGACCCAAAUAUUCUGCCCAAUGUUACACUUGGCUUCCAAGCUUACGAUUCGUGUGAUGUUCUCCAUUUGGACUUAGGGAGCUCAUUGCAAGUAUUAACAGGAAUCAACUCCGCCAUCCCCAACUACCGAUGUACUUUAGAGGUCCCCUUCACUGCAGUCAUUGGGCCAGCAGUCUCCACCCAUUCAAUUCUCAUUGCACAUAUUUUGGGGCUCUACAGAUAUCCUCAGAUCAGUCAUUACUCAACAAGUCAUCUACUGAGUGACCACAAAAAAUUCCCAUCUUUCUUCAGGACUGUUCCAAGUGAUGCCUUCCAAUCUCUGGGACUAGCCAAACUGGUCUUGCAUUUCGGUUGGACCUGGGUUGGGUUGUUGGCUGUGGAUAAUGAUUAUGGUCAACAAGGGAUUCAGAUGGUCAGACAGGAGAUAAUAAAAGGGGGAGCAUGCGUAGCUUUUGCCGAAAACAUUAUGAUGAAUCAACCAAAUCGCAAUGCUCCUCACAUUGUGAAGGUGAUAAGAGAGUCUACUGUCCAGGUCAUCAUUGUCUUCUCCACAGAUGUAGAACUAAUCCCAAUUCUAGUAGAGAUGCUGAGGCAUAACAUCACAAACAAAACCUUUGUAGCCAGUGAAGCUUGGUCUACCUCUAGCCUUCAUUCCAUUGGUCAAUUUUUUAGGCUUUUAACUGGCACCAUUGGUCUAGCAUUUUACAGUGGAAGUAUUCCAGAACUUAGCAGGUUCUUAAAAGCAGUUCAUCCAAACUCAUCUAUGGAAAGGGAUUGGAUAAAUAUAUUUUGGGAACAAACUUUUUACUGCAAAUUCAUUUGUGACAAGAACUCGACAGAUGCCUUGGACAACUAUUUAAAUGAAUGUACAGGCCAAGAGAAUCUGGAAAAUAUCAAGAACAGCUUUACUGAUGUCUCCAACUUACGGACAACAUACAAUGUGUACACCGCAGUCUAUGUUGUGGCCAAAGCACUGGAGGAUCUGAACAAUUGUAGACUAUCCAAAAGCCCAUUGCCUCAAAAUAAUUGUGUAGACAUUUUUCAACUGAAGCCCUGGCAGCUUCUCUACUAUAUAAAGAAAGCAAGGUUGAAACUAAAUGGUGGCAGAGAGCUUUACUUUGAUCAGAAUGGAGACCCUCCGGCAGUCUAUGACAUUGUGAACUGGCAGAUGAGCCCAGACAGCGGCAUACAACAGGUCAAGGUUGGCAGUUAUGACACCGCAGCAGCCGCUGGUCAAUUCUUUAUCAUAAAUGCAAGUUUGUUAAGGUGGGCAACAGAAGAUAGUCAGGUCCCUUUGUCGGUAUGUAGUCAAAGCUGUCCACAAGGAUUUUGGAAAGCAGUUCGAAGAGGAGAACCUGUGUGCUGCUUUGAGUGUGUUCCUUGUCCUCAUGGAGAGAUCACUAAUAAAACAGAUUCUGUUGACUGUAUCACGUGUCCAUGGGAUCAGCUGCCAAAUCAAGAGAAGUCCAGAUGUUUUCCAAAGUCCAUAGAGUACCUCUCUUAUGAAGAUCCACUUGGAACAUCCUUGACUGCUAUUAGUGUUUUAUCUUCUCUGGCCCCCGAUUUUAUUUUGAUACUUUUUGUUCAAUAUAAAUCCAGCCCAAUUGUUAAAGCCAAUAAUUACUCCCUGAGUUGUCUCCUUUUGGUGUCCUUGUCCUUUGGUUUUCUCAGCUCUUUAGCUUUCAUUGGUUACCCCCAGCCUGAGAAAUGUUUGCUACGUCAGGCUAUAUUUGGCAUGGUCUUUGCUCUAUGCAUCUCCUGCAUUUUAGCCAAAACCGUCAUAGUGGUGCUUGCAUUUAUGGCAACAAAACCAGGCACCAGUUUACGGAAAUGGGCAACACCUCAAGGAUCUUACAUGAUAGUUUUUAUUGGAUUCCUGUUACAGUUUGCCUUGUGCCUCACUUGGUUGCUCCUUGCACCUCCAUUCCCACAAUACAGCACCCAUACCCAGUUUAUAGUCAUCAUAGUUGAAUGUAACGAGGGUUCACCCAUUGCCUUCUGGACCAUGUUGGGUUAUCUCUUUCUUCUGGCCACCAUUAGUUUCAUAGUAGCAUUCUUGGCUCGUAGACUACCUGACAGCUUCAAUGAGACCCAAUUCAUUACCUUCAGCAUGCUGGCUUUCCUCAGUGUCUGGAUUUCAUAUAUCCCAGCCUCUCUCAGUGCUCAGGGCAAAUACACAGUUGCCAUGGAAAUCUUUGCCAUAUUGGCAUCUAGUUGGGCUUUGGUAAUCUGCAUGUUUUUCCCCAAAUGUUUUAUAAUACUGUUCCAACCAAGUUUAAACUCCAAAGUUAAUAUCAUGAAGAAAGACAGAGAUUAA
Molecule: messenger RNA, 2514 nt
Organism: Bufo bufo (common toad)
Lineage: Eukaryota; Metazoa; Chordata; Amphibia; Anura; Bufonidae
Product: extracellular calcium-sensing receptor-like
Exons: 6
Coding region: 1-2514 (837 amino acids)
Biological process (GO): G protein-coupled receptor signaling pathway
Cellular component (GO): membrane
Molecular function (GO): G protein-coupled receptor activity
Source: RefSeq, a predicted model, not a curated record